UGCCCUAAUAGUGUAGUAAUUUCUUUAAACACUCUAACCGCGCGUGUGUGGCUCCAGGGGCGCGCAGUGUGGCGAUCGGUGCCAAAUACAUUGGCUCGGUCAUGUGCCAUAUAUGAGUGCUGCCUUUCAGUGUCCAUCAGUGAUGCCUGUCAAUGCCCAUCAGUGCCUCCUCAUCAGUGCAGCCUAUCAGUGCCCAUCACUGCAGCCUCAUUAGCGCACAUCAGUGAAGGAGAAAAAUCACAUAUUUACAAAAUUUUU
Messenger RNA from Staurois parvus, 258 nucleotides. NCBI's taxonomy places the organism in Eukaryota, Metazoa, Chordata, Amphibia, Anura, Ranidae. The record is from the annotation of a GenBank genome assembly.